Paramecium sonneborni is the source of this 832-nucleotide messenger RNA. NCBI's taxonomy places the organism in Eukaryota, Ciliophora, Oligohymenophorea, Peniculida, Parameciidae. The record is from the annotation of a GenBank genome assembly.
AAAAAAGAAUAAUUUAGAAGAUGUCUUUCUAUCCUGGCUAUUCUGGCUAUCCUUAUGCAGCAGCACCAUUGACAACCUCAAUUGCAUCACCAGUAACAUAUGCUCAACCAGUGUCAUAUGCUCCUUAAUUGUCAUAUGCAGCUCCUGUAUAAUAUGCAAGACCUGUCACUUAAUCUGUCGUAUAGCCUGUUGUUGCUCAACCUGUUGCUGUUUAACCAGUUUUACAAUAAUCUGUUAUUGCAUAACCAGUUGUCCAACAACCAGUCUAACCAGCAAUCAAAGGAGAAUCUAGAGUUGAAUAUAGAGAAUACUAAAGACCUGUCGUUGAAAUGGAAACUGAGACUGUUUAAGUCUAAGUCCCAAAAACAAAAUAUGUCACAGAUUAUUACCCUGUUGAAUAUUAAACAGAAUAUAUCCCUAGAACAGUCUAUGAAUAAUAAACUGAAUAUGUCCCAGUCACUAAAACAGUUCCAAGAGUAGAAUAUGAAGCAAUUGAAAGAGAAGUUUAAAGAGUAUAUAAUUUUAUAUAUAAAUUUAGGCCUAACCGGUGGUUGUUUAAUAACCUGUUGUAUAAUAAGUUGUUCAAUAACCAGUCGUCUAAUAAGUAGUAUAACAACCAGUUGUUUAAUAAGUCGUACCUUAACCCGUUGUUUAAUCUGUUGUCUAAUAGCCAUUGUCAUAUUCAUUAGUAAGACCAGCACCAACAUAUACUGCACCUGUUGCUUAUUCAAGUGUAGCUCCUGUAGCUUCAUAUCAAGGAUAUUAUGGAGGAUACAGACCCUUCUGAUGGUUAUUUUACAAAAAUAAAUAUAAAUAUAUCAAUCUAUCACAA